Molecule: messenger RNA, 1659 nt
Organism: Wallemia ichthyophaga EXF-994
Lineage: Eukaryota; Fungi; Basidiomycota; Wallemiomycetes; Wallemiales; Wallemiaceae
Product: Pre-mRNA-processing factor 17
Exons: 5
Coding region: 1-1659 (552 amino acids)
Biological process (GO): mRNA splicing, via spliceosome
Cellular component (GO): catalytic step 2 spliceosome
Molecular function (GO): protein binding; mRNA binding
Source: RefSeq, a predicted model, not a curated record
AUGCUUGUAAAUUAUAGUUCAGAUGAGGAUAAUAAUAGUAAACCCUUGAAUUCAACUGAAAUUCAAUCUGCCCCUCAAGUACAUACCGCUGCUGCCGAUGAACAAGCUCAAGCACUCAUGAUGAGACCAACUGAUGAUCAAAUGAUGGUUAACGUCCCUUACGAUCAUUUGAAUAAAUCCUUAGCAGGUCCUCAAGAUCCCUUCAGAGAUAAGAACAAUAGACCUUUUCAAAACCUACUAAACGCACACGUUGAAGAGCACACCAUGAAUGAUCAUGACUUUAUCUCCCUCCAACGCCAACACGAAGGCAUCACUCGUCCUGACAAGAAACAGAGACAAUCCUUUCCAAGAGAAGACAAAGGUGAUUUAGAAGACGUUGACGGCGAUAACGCUUAUAAAGGUCCUUGGGCUGAAUGGAAGGAUGUUCGUAAACCCGAUGAGAUUGAUGCUCCCUACGAAGAAGACGUCGAAAAUUGGGAAAUUCAACGCGACAACUGGCUCAACGACGCCAACAAAAGCAAAGCUAGCAAAACUCUACUCGCUCAAGGUGGUGAAAAGUCAAUCUUCCACGGCAGCCAAACACGCGAUUAUCAAGGACGCACUUAUAUGCAUAUACCGACUGAUGUCGACGUCAACCUCUACGGUGAGGAGGGUACCCAGACUAACUUCCUACCAAAAGCUUGUAUACAUACAUGGGCCGGUCACACUAAGGGUGUCUCCAGAAUCAAGCUUUUCCCCGGUUCUGGUCACCUCCUUCUAUCUGCAUCGAUGGAUAACAAGGUUAAACUAUGGGAUGUUUACAACGAGGGUAAAUGUCUCAGAACUUUCAUGGGCCAUUACAGAGCCGUAAAGGAUAUUUCCUUCAACAAUGAUGGUACACGCUUCUUGUCUGCUUCGUAUGAUAAACAAAUCAAACUCUGGGAUACAGAAACUGGUCAGUGUCUUAGUGCUUUCUCAAACAACAAAAGCCCUCAGUGCAUUACUUUCAACCCGGAUGCAGACAAGCAGGAUACUUUCCUAGCUGGUAUGCAAGACAGAAAGAUUAUACAAGUUGAUCUUCGCUCGAAUGAGAUUACGCAGGAGUAUGACCAACAUUUAGGUCCAGUUAACACACUAACUUUCGUUGAUGAUAAUCGACGUUUCGUUACAACAUCUGACGACAAAACUAUGAGAGCGUGGGAUUACGAUAUACCCGUUGUCAUUAAAUACAUUGCCGAGCCCGAUAUGCACAGUAUGCCAGCUGUCGGUUUGCACCCGACGAAAAAGUUCCUGGCUGCUCAAUCACUCGACAAUCAGAUAUUGAUAUGGGCAGCAGACACAUUCAAGCAGAAUCGCAGGAAGAGAUUUGCAGGUCAUUCAAUAUCUGGAUACGCCUGUCAAUUAGGUUUCAGUCCUGAUGGUAGGUAUAUCAGCAGCGGAGAUGGGGCUGGUAACAUAGUGUUCUGGGAUUGGAAAACGAGUCGUCUGAUGAAGAAGCUCAAGGCACACGAUAGAUGUGUGAUUGACCAUGCGUGGCUUCCUCAUGAGACCUCCAAAGUCGUUACAGCUAGUUGGGAUGGAUCGAUCAAACUCUGGGUGCCCUUCUUGGACACUGCACUUCGCGAGGGCGGCCAGCAGCGAGCAGCGAAGAGUGACGCUGGCGUUGAGAAGAAGAAAUAA